GUCAACAUCUAGUGCAUGCUAUUUUACCGCCUCGUUAUUGUGAUCUACCCGCCUCUGGAAUCUACCGAUCCUUCUCUCCUACGCUUUCUAUCUCUAGGGCAUGUCUUCAAAUUGUACGUAUGGUUGGGAUUUCAGCACAAGUACCUGGGGAUGUAUUGAACGGCAAGCACACCUUGAUGAAUGGAAGGAAGUGGAUCCUGAUUUGAAGCAGCUGGGUCGGGUUCUGGCAGAUCAGUUUCCGGAUCCACCGGAAAACACCGUUAAAACUAUGGCGGAUGGCUAUGGGGAUGUGGUGGACUUCGUGCGAUGUGAACCGCCGGAGGAUGAACGGGACCCAGACUUUGUGCGGUUGGCACCUCCAGGCACCCGCGGCAGGCGGAGGUUGACUAAGAGAUUUCUGGAAGCAGAUCGCAGAAGGCCUAAGAAGGGGGUGCCUGAUUAUGGGCCCUACGGUAAUUACAUACCAAAGGCGCCAACUUUUUCUCCCUUCCAACCAACAUUCUCACCAGCAUAACAUUCCAGGCUCGGGGAUUCUGGUUACCCUACUUUUCAUGCUUUCCUACAUUAAGCUAGGUCAAAUAAAUUAAUGUGAUUAUUAGACCUGUAUCCCAUCCGUGGCUGUCUUUCAACCUUCCUCAAAACAAAUAUGGGUCGGCUUCUCCCUUUCAAGCUAUUUUCCAUCACUAUCUACUUAUGCAAUACUCCCUCCCUCCCAAAAAAUAUCUCUCUUCAUUUUAUGAGGCUUGACUAAUGCAUAUUUAAUUUAGUGUUAGUAGUUAAAGUUUAC
Cuscuta epithymum is the source of this 787-nucleotide messenger RNA. NCBI's taxonomy places the organism in Eukaryota, Viridiplantae, Streptophyta, Magnoliopsida, Solanales, Convolvulaceae. The record is from the annotation of a GenBank genome assembly.